AUUUUCCUACUCGCCCUCUGACAUCAGCCACCUCCUGAGUCUCUGCAGAGUGUCUGCGCUAAACCUAAUCCCUGGCGAUGAAAAAUGAGCCUCUCCCCCACUCGUGCUGCUGCCUUGUGCCUCACGCCCCCAGAGAAGAGUUUCUUUGUGAGGCAGCUGGUGAAGGUUUUUUUCCAAGUCACAUGAUCAAGGAUGCAGGGGAGAAUCCUUCUUGGAACCGAGAUGGGCCCAGAACCGGAGCAGAUGUGGAGCGAUAAGGUGUGAUGUGGGGAAGACUAUAUAAGAAUGGGCCCUGGGCUGCAGCGAGCACUCCACCGAGUGGCCCCUUCUCAAGACACAGCCAUGCACGAGCCAGCAGGCUCCGUCGCCAGCCACUGGGGGACCACGAGCCGCAGUUACUUCUACUUCACCACGGCCACGCUGGCUGUGUGUCUCAUCUUUGCUGUGGCGACCAUCAUGGUGCUGGUGGUUCGGAAGUCGGACUCCAUUCCAACUCCCCCAGGAAUAUUCCCCCUUAAAGGAGGAAACUGCUCAGAGGACAUCUUAUGUAUCCUGCAGAGGGCUCCGUUCAAGAAGUCAUGGGCCUACCUCCAAGUGUCAAAGCACAUAAACAAAACCAAGUUGUCUUGGAACCAAGAUGGCAUUGUCCAUGGACUCAGAUAUCAUGAUGGGAACCUGGUGAUCCAGUUUCCAGGUUGGUACUUCAUUAUUUGCCAACUGCAGUUUCUGGUGGAAUGCCCAGAACAUUCUGUCGACCUAAAAUUGGAACUUCUCAUCAACCAAGAUGUCAAAAGGCAGACUUUGGUGACAGUGUGCGAGUCUGGAGUACAAACCAAAAACAUAUACCAGAACCUCUCUCAGUUCCUGCUGGAGCACCUCCAGGUCAAUACCACCAUCUCGGUCAAGGUGGAUAAGUUCCAGUAUGUGGAUACAAACACCUUUCCUCUUGAGAAUGUACUAUCCAUCUUCUUAUACAGUAGUUCAGACUGAACCCUUUCUCCUGGCCUCUACCAUACAGCACCUCAUCCAUCCAAACACUUGGGCAAAAAGGAAACUAGACCAAGACUGAAACCACAAAGGGUAUUACAUAGUAUGCUUCUCCUUCUGUCUCUUGGAAAGAUACAGCUCCAGGGUUAAAAAGAGAGUUUUGAGUGAAGUGUCUUUCAGAGAGAAGGCAAGGAAGCAAUGUCGUGUGGUGGACAGAGCCCCCAAAGGGAAUCAGAAGGGAUGGAUGUAUGUUCCAACCACUAACUCACUGUAUGACCUGGACCUAUUCCUUUCCCCUCCUUGGAACUCAGGAUCCACGUCUGAAAAAUGAAGGGGCUGGAUUCGAAUCUCUCCAAGGUCUCCUCCAUCUCAGAAGACCAGCCUCCCUCAUCACAGACCUGGAUUCCAGACAGAGUUCUGGAAGCCCCCAACCAAAGGGAAAGCCCCCCACCAGUGUGAAACCAAUGGUACUGGCAGCAUCUGGCUGCACACCACCUCAGCAGAGUCAGAAUUUGGAGACAAAGUUCAGGACACCUGCCAAAUGGUGUGAAUUGUAGCACCUAAAAUGCAUAAGAAAGGACUGCCAAACUGACCACCCAGAACCGAAGAGGCCUUGUGGAUAUUUGAGAAACCAUCUGAUCAGGUUUGACUCCAUUCCAGUUAAGAUGGACAAGAACUCAACAACAGAGAGUUUCUGUUUCCUGUCAGAAAAGUGCUAUGCCUUCAGCACACUCUCAAAUCAUCGUGCAAUGGGCAGAAGAUGCAAUCAUUUGGUCAGGGCAUAGCUGCCCAUCUCCCACAUGAUCUCUUCCUGCUCCCUGCUUCAAACACCUCUCAGAAAAUCAUUUCUUUGGGAGCUUUUAAGGCCCCACAAAGUUGUUGACAGACAAUGACAACCUUGGAAAUGGCGUAAAGAACUUCUCUGCACAAUGACAACCUCGUCUCCUGAUUUGGAUAACCAGGAGAUUCUCUAGCUCCAUCAACCCUUACAACUGUCCAUCAUCUCUGAAGCAGCAUCUUAUUGUUUGAAAGUUCCACUGGACUUAAGUGUAAGCUGCUGAGGUUAUUCCUCAGAAAGAAAAGGGGCUCUUAACUGCUACACAAAAGAAUGAAACAAAAUUUGCAUGUUUCUCAAGAAGGAGGAGAGAAAAGAAAGGUGUCAAAAUUCAGGAAAGUUUGUUAAAGUUUAGAAAAGAUCUAAAAGAAGGGAAAAAAUCAGUAGGGGUGGUAUGGAUGAGAAGGACUUGGGAGAACAGAAAAGACUAAAGGGAAAUUUUAAGUCCUUUGCUGAACAGCAUGCUCUGUUGCCUCCUCCUAAGUCAGUGAAAUACUCAGUAAAAGUCUACAUUUCUCUUCAAUGCUUCUGUGAGUAGAUUCUUGGGGAGCAGGGUGCAUUGGAAGAGGUGUUGCACUCAGCAAGACAAGAGAUAUGUGAUAAUAACACAGACAGGUUUUGAGGGCCAAAAGCUAGAGAAUAAGGUGGCCUGUGGGCAUUUGAGUUCUACCCUAACUCUGUAAGACAAAUGAAUCUUGCUUUAAACCAAGUCAUUCAUGCACUCCUGGAAAGGUAUCUGCAACCUAAGCAAAUGUCAACAAAGCAAUUUUUUACUGUUUCAUAUUCCAACUCGAGAAAGGUUUCAUUUGCACUUUUUACCAACCAUCCUCUGAGCAGAGGUGCCUGACUUUGACAUUGUGAGUGAUUCUCAAUAUUAGUCUCUAUCAAGCAAUACUCUCAAAGCCAACAGCUGAAGACAUAGGGAGCACAGCUUAAAAGGAAUCUUGUAGCAAGACAAAAUAAUAAGAGAAUAAUCUUUAGUAAUUCACCUGAUAUGUAGGGGGUAGACAACCUAAGAAGUUCAAAACUAAAUUCUGUUACUCUCUGAGGGUUAACCAGCCCCCUGGGAAUAUUAUGAGCAAAUGACACAAUCUAUGCAAAUAAAAUAAAUGAUUUUUGUAACUGGGAAUUCAGGCUACCUGAAACAUAUAUCUCUCUGGUAGAAACUCAACUGCUCUUUCCUCCACUCCCCAAUACAUACACACAUUCAUACAUACAUACAUACAUACAUACAUACAUACAUACACACACACACACACACACACACACACACACACACACACACUAUACUUGUAAAACUUGUAGAGGAGGAUGAGUUGAUAAAAAAAAAAAAGUAACAAGUCAAUGAAGACUAACUGUAUUCCUGCCCUUGGGAAAAUUCAUACCACUGAUUAUUCUGACACAAGGCCAGAGCCUUUCAGUCAAGAAGAUACAGUAGUCAUUUGUAUCAUCUCUGGAAAGAUCCUGAGAGAUCAGCAGAGCCAACGUUUGAAAGGAAGUCCAGUGAAAGGCAGGGGUUUGUCAAGUCCUUACACAUGAUUAGUAGCAGAGCCAGGAAUGGAGUCCAGCUUCCUGUCUCCACUAUUUCCCAUUGGGCUUUAUUGGUCCCCUCCACAGCCUUUCUCUAAAAAAAAAAUUAUAUAUGUCUCAGAGAGGAAGGGAGAGGCAGAGAGAGAGAGAAACAUCAGUGAUGAGAGAGAAUCAUUGAUCAGCUGCCUCCUGUAUGCCCCCUACUGAGGAUGGAGCCGCAACCCAGGCAUAUGCCCUGACUGGGAAUUGAACCGGUGACCUCCUGGUUCCUGGGUCUAUGCUCAAACACUGAGCCACACCCAGCUGGGCAGCCUUUCUGUAAUUCCUUAGGUUACAGCUUUGGAGCCCUGCAUUGGAGCAGCCAGUGUUCAGGGCUGUCCCCUGUUCUGCCUCUGCCACUCCAGUCACUGCUGGAUGAUCAUGCUAAUGUGAGACACAGAUGGUCUCCAGAUUCAAUAAGUGGCCAAAUCCAGAAAAAGGUUAGAGUCCCAUGAUAUAAAGUUCUUUCUCAGAAACUGAAGAAAUAUGUAAGCCAAUAAAAAAAGUUUGUUUAAAUUUGAAGUUAUACAUAUGUGUAUAUGUGUAUAUGCAUAUGUGUGUAUACUAUGUGUGCGCACACAUAUGUGUAUAUACGUGUGCACAUGUGUGUAUUAUACAUUUAUGUGUAUUAUAUAUACAUGUAGUGUGUGUGUGUGUGUGUACUUCUCCCUAAUUGCUUUAAAGGUCAUCUGCUUAAUCCAGGGGUGGGCAAACUUUCUGACUCGAGGGCCACAAUGGGUUCUUAAACUGGACAGGAGGGCCGGAACAAAAGCAUGGAUGGAGUGUUUGUGUGAACUAAUAUAAGUUCAAAGUAAACAUCAUUACAUAAAAGGGUACGGUCUUUUUUUUUUAGUUUUAUUCAUUUCAAACGGGCCGGAUCCGGCCCGUGGGCCGUAGUUUGCCCACGGCUGGCUUAAUCAGAGGUCAGGGGAGGAAGCCUGAUUCUUGCUCUGGGCAUUAUAAAAUGUAUAUUCAUUUGUAAAUAUUUUUUAAUUAUAGAAAGAACAGAAAAUAGUAUUUUUCCCAUGCCUCACCAGCUAAUUUAAUAACUAUUAAUAUGUUACUAUAUGUCUCUGCUUCUGUUUAAAAAGAAAAUAAUCCAUAUAGAGCUAAAAUCUCAACCCUCCAUCCACGUUCCUACACGCUCCUCAGAAAAAAGCCCUUGCCUGGAAGUUUGUGUGUCUCCUCCGCUUACAUAAAUUUAUACUUGCUCUCCCAUUAGACUAUAUAAGAGAGUUUUGUGUGGAUUUUAACAUUUCAAUAAACAAUAUCAUACUUUAUAUAA
Messenger RNA from Myotis daubentonii (Daubenton's bat), 4676 nucleotides. It is a transcript of the gene TNFSF8, whose product is annotated as TNF superfamily member 8. Gene Ontology annotation, cellular component: membrane. Gene Ontology annotation, molecular function: tumor necrosis factor receptor binding. The record is from RefSeq and is a predicted model, not a curated record. Lineage: Eukaryota; Metazoa; Chordata; Mammalia; Chiroptera; Vespertilionidae. Gene Ontology annotation, biological process: immune response; CD8-positive, alpha-beta T cell differentiation.